AUGGCGGCGGGCAAGCGCGGGGCAGCUCGGCCCCGCCCGAGGCCGCUGACGUGCGCUCCGCCUCCCGGCUUAAGGGGCGGCGGCGGCGCCUCUGUGGAGCUGUGCGCGGCGCUGGUUGAUCGGCGGGCUGCUCGUGGGCUGCUCAGGCCGUGUUGGUGUCACCGCGGGCGGCUUGGCCAAGACGAGAGCUCUCUAGGAGGGCAUGCUCACCUGGAGGUGUUCUACACUUCAAUGCAGAGCAGGUGAUUCACACUGCAGCAAAGCGUCUGUUUUAUUGCGGAAUUUGUUACUGUUUUGGUACGAGACCCCAGGACGCAAAAAGAAGACUCAUGGCAUUCUUACAUAGACUACGAGAUAUUUAUUCAUACAAACAGUAUGUGCUUUACGAGGAAAACAUCCUGUGUUAGACGGCGCUUCCGAGAAUUUGUUUGGCUUCGGCAGAGGCUUCAGAGCAAUGCUGUGCUCAUACAGUUACCUGAACUGCCAUCUAAAACUCCCUUUUUCAAUAUGAACAAUCCCCAUCACGUGGACCAUCGUCGCCAGGGCCUGCAGGAAUUUCUGGAGAAGGUUCUACAAAAUGCAUUAUUGCUCUCGGACAGCAGGCUUCACCUCUUCCUACAGACUCAGCUAAGUCCGGAAGAUAUGGAGGCUUGUGUAUCUGGGCAGACCAAAUAUUCUGUUGCUGAUGCGAUUCAGAAGUUUGCCUCUUUGAACAGGCGCUUUCCUAUAGAAGAUGAAGAGAGAAAAAAAGGAGGAAACGAUGCAGACUCUGAUUCGGAGAGUUCAUCCUCCGGGCUUGGACCUAGUGAUGACAGCAUUUCAUGUGGAUGUAAAGCAAGCCUAGCUUCUGAAGAAUCAUGAAAGAUCAGUUCUGUAUUCUUAUCUUAAGGACAGCACAAAAUGGUUUCUUCUAUGUUUACCAGUUACAUACCCCACAUAAAUGCAACUUGCUAGCAACAAGCACCUAAAAGACUCAUUGUCAACACAACAGUAUGUCCUUACAGAGUUUUUAAACAGGCCUCAAUAUUAUUUCUUUGAUUUAUUAUGUCUGCUGACUCAGGUCUAUGUGUUACCUAUUGCAUUUACUUCUCUGUAACUAUAAUAAUCUCAGCAUUGGGUUAGUCGUGUUCUGCUGACUGACGUGGCUGUUAAAAUAUUUCCCUUAGUGAGUGCACGUCUUAGAGCUGGAAAAAUAAAGAUAACUUCAUCCUCA
Lagopus muta (rock ptarmigan) is the source of this 1213-nucleotide messenger RNA. It is a transcript of the gene SNX10, whose product is annotated as sorting nexin 10. Lineage: Eukaryota; Metazoa; Chordata; Aves; Galliformes; Phasianidae. The record is from RefSeq and is a predicted model, not a curated record. Gene Ontology annotation, molecular function: phosphatidylinositol binding. Gene Ontology annotation, biological process: intracellular protein transport.